UGGCCACGUCUCCGGGCCACGUCGCUCGGUGCCCGUUGAGCUCUCGCCAUCUUCGGUCCCCGGCUCCGGGCUCCCCUGCCUCCGCCAUGAACAUCUUCCGCCUCACCGGGGACCUGUCCCACCUGGCGGCCAUCAUCAUCCUGCUGCUCAAGAUCUGGAAGACCCGCUCCUGCGCCGGUAUUUCUGGGAAAAGCCAGCUUCUCUUUGCUCUGGUCUUCACUACCCGUUAUCUGGAUCUCUUCUCUGCAUUCAUUUCAUUGUAUAACACAUCUAUGAAGCUUAUCUACGUUGCUUGCUCAUAUGCCACUGUAUACCUGAUCUACAUGAAAUUUAAGGCUACCUACGAUGGAAACCAUGAUACAUUCCGAGUGGAGUUUCUGGUGGUUCCUGUUGGUGGACUCUCGUUUCUUGUCAAUCAUGACUUCUCCCCUCUAGAGAUCUUGUGGACCUUCUCUAUCUACCUUGAAUCAGUUGCUAUCCUCCCCCAGCUUUUUAUGAUUAGUAAAACUGGGGAAGCAGAGACCAUCACCACUCACUAUCUUUUCUUCUUGGGUCUGUACCGUGCCUUGUACCUAAUCAAUUGGAUUUGGCGCUACUAUUUUGAAGGAUUCUUUGACCUCAUAGCUGUUGUUGCUGGUGUGGUCCAGACCAUUCUUUACUGCGACUUCUUCUAUUUGUAUGUUACAAAAGUACUAAAAGGAAAGAAGCUCAGUUUGCCAGCGUAAGUGCCAAAAAUCAUCCCCAGCAUCUGUCCUUCCGGAUGCUUGGACAGAACAAUCCUUACCACAAGCAAAGGCGAAGAUGCUUGA
Messenger RNA from Emys orbicularis (European pond turtle), 809 nucleotides. It is a transcript of the gene KDELR2, whose product is annotated as KDEL endoplasmic reticulum protein retention receptor 2. The transcript is spliced from 5 exons. Gene Ontology annotation, molecular function: ER lumen protein retrieval receptor activity. Gene Ontology annotation, biological process: protein retention in ER lumen; endoplasmic reticulum to Golgi vesicle-mediated transport. The record is from RefSeq and is a predicted model, not a curated record. Bases 87 to 725 code for a protein of 212 amino acids. NCBI's taxonomy places the organism in Eukaryota, Metazoa, Chordata, Testudines, Emydidae. Gene Ontology annotation, cellular component: endoplasmic reticulum; membrane; cis-Golgi network.